AUGUCAAACGCAGACAGCCAAGGACCGCUAUCGCUGGAAGAAAGAUGGCAAAUGUGCAAAAUUCAGGAUGACCACAAGGCUUCCCUCAUUGAGGAUUUGUUCUCUCACAUUGCAGAGCUUUCCGACAAGCUCUCCGAGGUUAAGAUGGAGCUAAAGGAAAAGAAGAUGCUGGUACGGUCUCUUUUCGAUACCGAUGACAGGAUCAAAUAUCAGAUCGAAAAGUUGCAAAACGAGAAAGCAUGUUGUACAACCCGCUUUACCAGCCAGAAAGACACUGACCCAGCUAGGAUAAACACUGUUUUGCAAUGGUCCUCGUUGACGGCGACUUUUUCUGAUGACUUGGCGAACAAUCAGUUUCUGGAUGAUCUUAUUGAGCAAGGACUCGAGGGAGGCAAGAAAGCUGCAAGCCUUUUACGUCUCGCUGUUUUUGAUGAGCUAAAGGCCAUUGACCCCUGCCUUCCGCAUCACUUACAACUUGCCGUCCGCGUUUACGCCAACUUGAAGGGUCUGGCCAAGACUUACACCGAAAUGGGCAUUAUCCCUGAUCCGAGCGUUUUGGAUGAUUUCGUCCGAGGCUUCAACAUGUGGAACGCAAUGUGCGACUUUGUUGACGCGGGUAAUGGCAAGGAGUGUACGGAUGAAAAGUUGAAGGCAAAUUUUGAGUCUAGUGUGUCCGAUGUUCACUGUCGACAUGUUUUGUUUGGUGGUUCGGCAGAUAGCGGUUACGCUCGCGUGUUGGGAUCGUACCUCGAUAACGAUGAGAUUCGCAAGAAGGUUGUCCUUCUCGAGGGACCUCCAUUUGCGCAGGAGCUAGCCGAGAUUAAAGACCAGUUCCGCGUCGCUUCUUUCAACAGGGUUUUCAGGCGUCAGAAAUUGUUCAACAACAUCAAGCGUAAGGUUUCUUACAACAUCACACCACCAUUGACGCCCUCGCCCAACUAUGCGUCAGCCGCUGCCAGAGCUCCAUCGGUUCUCGCUGGAGACCUGCCAGUACGUCAACAAGCCAUGGUCGACUCGAGGAUGCCUCCUUUAGGGCAGGUGCUUCGGAACAAGGCCGGGCAGCGAAUUGAUCCACCACUUGAUUUUACCCACCAGGAGUUCAUUCUGAUGAAGAACCGCAAGUUGUGCAACAGUCUUCACCUUUUGGGUAGAUGUCCCUAUAGGGAAGCUUAUGGGAAGUGUUCGCACGAGCACAAAGGCAGGCUGAGCCCGAAAGAAAUGCAAGUUCUCUGGGCUGUCGCUCGUCAGUCUCACUGCCAUACAGGUCUCAGCUGCACCGAUCCAAAUUGCGUAUUUGGCCACCAGUGUCCUCGUGAGAGUUGCAAUGGGGCAAGCUGCCGCCUGAGAUUCCCGCUAGAGUUGCAUAACAUUGACAAAAGACCUACUCGAUGA
This is a messenger RNA of Colletotrichum abscissum, 1392 nucleotides long. Its product is annotated as CCCH zinc finger DNA binding protein. The record is from RefSeq and is a predicted model, not a curated record. The transcript is spliced from 4 exons. Lineage: Eukaryota; Fungi; Ascomycota; Sordariomycetes; Glomerellales; Glomerellaceae. Bases 1 to 1392 code for a protein of 463 amino acids.